AUGAAUUUAUUUCAGCAGGCUCCAUCAAAAGACAUGACUAUAGGAGAUUAUCUUGAUCAUAGACGAAAAUUAAUCGAGGAACGAAAUAGACAAACUGAGUUUGAUGAGGAUCUGGCGCAUGCCUUACAACUAUCUUUAGACAAUCAACGUUUAUUGCCAAGUUUCGAUGCAGAAAAUAAUAACCAACAAUAUCUGUCAAAUGAUGUCACUAUUGUUGUUGAAGAACAAAACGAACAAGAAGCCAAAGAACAACACAAUGAAUUCGAAUUAUUGAAUAUCCAAACGCAUGAGUCACCAGACAAUAGCAACCAACAACAAGCCCGAGCAAAUGAUACAACUGCUGUCGAACAAAAUUUAAUGAAAGGACAAAAUAAACAAGUUCUAUCAAAUGGUGAUGACCUAGUCGCUAGAACUUUACAGUUAUCCUUCGAACAACAAUAUCAUGAUUAUUUGUUAGCUUCUGCAUUACAAGCCAUAGAAAAUGAAUAA
Didymodactylos carnosus is the source of this 489-nucleotide messenger RNA. The record is from the annotation of a GenBank genome assembly. NCBI's taxonomy places the organism in Eukaryota, Metazoa, Rotifera, Eurotatoria, Philodinida, Philodinidae.